Molecule: messenger RNA, 2055 nt
Organism: Baudoinia panamericana UAMH 10762
Lineage: Eukaryota; Fungi; Ascomycota; Dothideomycetes; Mycosphaerellales; Teratosphaeriaceae
Exons: 3
Coding region: 177-2030 (617 amino acids)
Biological process (GO): transmembrane transport
Molecular function (GO): transmembrane transporter activity
Source: RefSeq, a predicted model, not a curated record
AAUGCACUACAACGCCGCUUGAUUGCAAGCUCAUUGCAGAAAAGCGCAUGGGGAAGCCGGUAUACCCGUGCAGUGCCGUGGUGGGCGUAGAGGUAGGCUUUCGAUAUAAUGCUUUUUUCGCGUCUCUCCUACACUACCUGUUCGCUCGCCUUCUCUUGUGUUCUUAUGUUGGCAAGAUGCAGUCUUUACUACAGUAUCGCCGGUUCCGAACGGCGGCCAAGGCGCAAUUGGAGAGAGAUCGGGCGAAGUCGCAGGGACACCAUAUUUCGCCAGUGUCUGAUGCCAGUGAUGACAGCAAGAUCGACUUAGAGAAGGGCGAAGACGAUCAUGCGCAACCACCGCCCAUUGGGGUGAAUCCGGGCGAGAUAGACCCUAAAAUCGGCCCGCCUAUGCCUGACGAAGAACAUGAGACGAUGCAAGAGAACCAAAGACCUGGUGGAUUCCUCGAGGAAACAGAAGAGACACUUCAAGAGGCCGAUGAAGACGACGAUGACGAGCUGGCUGGCCAGCACAGACUGUCGCGGCUAACAACCCAACAAUCGGCGCGCACGAGGCUAGGGCAGGUUCUGACAGGCGUCAACAUCCGCAAGCGAACGACGAAAGAAGGUGGCGAGGGCGAUGUAUUCGUUGUGGGCUUCGAAGGCGAGAACGACGCAUUAAACCCGCAUAACUGGAGCUACUGGUACCGCAUACCCUGCACUUUACUUGUGGCUGCUAUCGGCUGCGUGGUAGGUAUUGCGAGCGCCAUAGACAGCAGCGCUCUGCAGGCUGCAGCCCGAGACUUCGGCGUCUCGGAAGUUGUGGAGAGCAUGGCCACCGGCCUGUUCCUCGUGGGCUUUGGCGCCGGUGCACUCCUUGCUGGACCUAUCUCGGAGACCGUAGGCCGCAACCCAGUCUACAUCGUUACACUUGUGGUGUACAUGAUUUUCAUUAUGGCUUCUGGCCUUGCGCCCAACAUUGGCGCGCAGCUUGCGUUCCGUUUCCUUGCUGGCUUGUUCGGCAGCACGCCGUUAACCUGUGCUGGUGGAUCCAUUAGUGAUCUUUGGAGCCCGCUGGAGCGUGUCUUCGCCUUUCCGAUCUUCGCAAACGCUGCCUUCACUGGCCCUUUGCUUGGACCAGUAAUGGGAGGCUACAUCGUGCAGUUCUUGGAUUGGAGAUGGGUCGAGUGGAUCACCCUCAUCAUUUCCGGACUAGUGCUAGCGCUUGUUGUGCUCUUCCAACCGGAGACGUACCCACCCAUCCUGCUCAAGUGGAAAGCGAAGCACCUCCGGGCAUUGGCGAACGACGACCGUUACCGCGCGGAAAUCGAAGUCAGACAGGAAUCUCUUUUCAGACGACUGAAGCGGGCCCUUUAUCGGCCGUUCCUACUUACCUCUCGCGAACCAAUCAUCAUUCUCAUUGCUUUGUACCUUACUGUUAUCUAUAUUGUCCUCUUCACCUUCCUUGACGGCUAUACCUAUGUCUUCACGGAUACGUAUGGCAUUUCGGAAGGCUUGACGGGCAUAUGCUUCCUGGGGAUCAUAGUCGGCCUCUUCGGUGCCUCAGCACUUGUACCGUUGAUCUACAAGUGGGCGAAACGGGAUCUUCAAAAGAUUAAAGAGGCCGGCGGCGAGAGAUUGCCCCCUGAGUUCAGACUCUGGUACAGCAUGCUUGGCGGCGCUUUCGCCAUUCCCAUCUCGCUGUUUUGGAUGGGCUGGACGGCACGGCCGACCAUCUCUAUCUGGUCGCCGCUGGCUGCAUCUGCGCUAUUUGGGUACGGCAUUCUCUGCGUGUUCAUUACCAGCUAUCAGUAUAUUAUUGACGCAUACGAGACGUAUGCAGCCAGCGCGCUCGCUUCGAUCACUUUAAUAAGAUACGUAGCCGCUGGCGGCAUGGUCAUUGUGGGCAUUCCGUUCUACGAGAACAUGGGUGUUGCGUACACCCUCACGAUCUUAGCAUGUUUGAGUGCGUUGCUUGUCCCGGUGCCGUAUGUCUUCUACAAGUAUGGCCCAUGGAUCCGCACGAAGUCCAAAUACGCGGUGAGGACUUAGUAAGCUAGCUUGAUCUGUAGACUUG